GUGAUUGGUUGGGAAAGUUGGAGUAGGAAAGCUAAGCCUGACUGGUUUACAUGUAUCAGAAAGCCUUGAAAAUACCUGGUGUUCCCUACAGCAACCUAGUCUCUGACGUAUACACCUGGGUAACGUGUCUACUUUAGAUUAUAGUUUCUAUACCUGGGAAACGUGUCUUCGUUAUACUGUAGUUUCUAUACCUGGAUAACGUGUCUAAGACAGACUGUAGUGUCUAUACCUGGGUUACGUGUCUUCGUUAGACUGUAGUGUCUUUACCUGGGCAACGCGUCUAAGUCAGACUGUAGUGUCUACGUCAGUCAGGCUGCAGUGUCUACACCUGGGUAACGUGUCAAAGUAAGUUUGUUGUGUCUAUACCGGAGUAACGUCAGAUUAUAGUGUCUUCUACCCGGAAUUUCGGUGCCUUAACACGGGCUAUUGUGUGUGUAUACGCGGACCUUAGUGUUCCCACGGGAAUAAAGUGUCUACAUGGAAGCGUAUGUGUCUACACGACACUGGCGUAUCUUACCGGGACUAUAAGUGUCUUUACAGACUAUAAGUGUCUACAAGGGUCUGUGUUUUUGACACAGGAUUACCUAGUUCACAGAUCAAUAGUGAACAGGAACUGACCGCACCUGAUGAUGAGGCUGGACGGUGUGACGUUUGAGGCGGUGUUCGUCACGUGCUGUGCUAUACUGUCAGGUUACAAGUGUCAAACCACUGGCCGGCGGUCACCGCAAUGUUCUAAUCAGGGCGACUUAGUAAAAGGUCUGUGUGCCUGCAUCUCCGGGUACAGUGGGUACGACUGUAGUCAACUCGACCCAUCCAUAGAGUUGUCCUGUAUUGAUCCUUUUCAGUCGGUGGAAAAGGUGUGUUCUGGGCGCGGCAGAUGUGUUGGCGGUGUCUGUCAGUGUGCUCGACGACGGUCGAGAAUACCGGACAAGUUUAGCGGCGAGUAUUGUGAGUGUGACGACUACAGCUGUCCUUUCUACAUGGGCAGGAUGUGUGGAGGAGAUGCCCGGGGGAGGUGUAACUGUGGGGUGUGUCAGUGUGGCCCUGGCUACACGGGCGAGGCCUGUGGCUGUAGUCUAAUGACGGACGGGUGUGUGGCCUCCGAUGGGAGCCUGUGUAACAACCAGGGGUCGUGUGUCUGUGGUUACUGCCAGUGUGACCAGGACAGUAUCUACAGGGGGCCGACAUGUGAAGAAAACCCAGCGAUGAAUGGAUGUCGGGACCUGAAGCAGUGUGUCCAAUGCCGCGUGUUCCAGACCGGCCCCCUGUCCCCUUCCGAAUGUGCUAACGAUCAUGUCUGCUCUAACCUUCGGAUACACUCCGUGGAUACUUUAAAUAAACAUGAAUCAGACUAUAUAUGUCAGUUCACAGACGAGAAAGACGAUUGUUUGUUUCGGUUUGGCUAUUCCUACGAACAAACUGGCGCCAAGUUCGUGAAGGCAUCGACUGUCAAACAGUGUCCAGGACCUGGCAAUAAUGACCUAGACAUGACCUUGGACCCGGAAGUUAACCCCGUUCAGAGUGACGCGCCUACUGGCUUCCAGGGCAGUGGAGACCCGGAUAAUAAUGGCGCAAGCGUACCUUCGGUCAGUCUCUUAACAACUUUUGGAACCAUUCUCGUUGUAUUAUUCCGGUUAUCGUGAUAGUGAAUAGAUAGAUAUGUAUAUAUUCAGUGGCAGCCGUCGGACAUGCUCCUUUGUUGUCAAAGACGGAGGGAUAGCUGCCUAUGGAGACAUCUACGGGUGAUUUACGGACCAGGGACAUUGCUGAAUUUAACUCUACUGUGUGUGUACCUUGGGGUCUUCGAACGAGAAAUGGAAAUCCGAAAAGAUCGAAAAGAUCCGCAAAAGCCAUGGACAAAUUAGACCAUUAAACACCAAACUGCAAUGUAUUAUACAUUCAAUCACUCCAGUUUCACAAUAAUAGUCGAGCCAUUUUACAUGCCGCCAUGCCUUGAAUGUCUUUUAUCCGGGUGUUUCCUUGGCGUACAGUUGUAUUUGCCUUAUUAAGAUCAGAACUUUUCGCGUCUUUCAACACAUGGGCGCUCACCACGUGCUUAUGACACCGUCAAAACUCAAAGUGAACGUCCAUUACACAGAGCUGCUUCUUGAAGUGUGACGUACUACACAUAUUGCAUUUAGCCUCCUGGUGCGACAUACGACACACGUGCAAUUCGUUAGAUCAUGAAAGUGGGAGGACGGACUGCACUUUAAUCGUCAUAGUGUGACAUAGUACGCAUCUAAUUGGCUCUUGCCACACAGUUUAUCGGAUAAUAUAUUAUGACGUACUACACAUCUUGCUAAUUACUGUAGUGUGACGUAUAUGUGCAUUACUCUCAUUCUCGUUAGAAUCGAUGUAGUCACACAGGGCUGUUGUCAUCUGACGUACAACACAUCUUUGCUGGAUUCUGUUGUGACGUUUAACAGAUCUCGUGAGAUAUUACAUACGUUCGUUUUAGUGACGUUCUGAGUUCCAGGUGUCAUCGACAUGAAUACGGCAAGAUUUAGUAACUUUGUAUAAUAAUACCAUAUUGUUCUAUUGUAUCUCUUCGUGUUAUUUCUAUGAAUAUUAUUAUAGUAUAUUAUUUAUUUAUUUCACCAGUCAUAAAAUCAACUUUUAUGGAAAUGCUGUACAUGUGUAUGGAUGAACGGGCAUUUAGUGUCUUUGGAAUAAUGUUCCUAUUGCUUCGGUAAUAAUUAACUAGAAUGUUGCUGACGUAUAUUUGUAAGAUACUUAUUUAUUGUGUCGUGCUUUUUAGGGUACUACGGUUUUGUGGUAUUAGUUUUUUUUCCUAAAGGUGACAGUGCAUCGUUGUUUGG
Molecule: messenger RNA, 2819 nt
Organism: Mizuhopecten yessoensis (Yesso scallop)
Lineage: Eukaryota; Metazoa; Mollusca; Bivalvia; Pectinida; Pectinidae
Product: integrin beta pat-3-like
Exons: 11
Coding region: 627-1643 (338 amino acids)
Biological process (GO): cell adhesion mediated by integrin; integrin-mediated signaling pathway; cell migration
Cellular component (GO): cell surface; integrin complex; focal adhesion
Molecular function (GO): integrin binding
Source: RefSeq, a predicted model, not a curated record